Messenger RNA from Pogoniulus pusillus (Red-fronted tinkerbird), 3505 nucleotides. RefSeq names its product CD151 molecule (Raph blood group) (gene CD151). Gene Ontology annotation, cellular component: plasma membrane. NCBI's taxonomy places the organism in Eukaryota, Metazoa, Chordata, Aves, Piciformes, Lybiidae. The transcript is spliced from 9 exons. The record is from RefSeq and is a predicted model, not a curated record. Bases 272 to 1030 code for a protein of 252 amino acids. Gene Ontology annotation, biological process: cell migration.
GGCCCGGGCGGGCCGAGCAGCGCUUCCCGCCCUCCUCCGCGGUGCCUCUCCUGCCUGCCUCCUUCCCGCCCUCCCGGAGCAGCAGGGCGGGCGUGAGGCGGUGCGCAGCGGAGCGGAGCGGAGCGCUCGGGUCCGGCGCGGCUGGCUGCGGAGAGCUCUCAGCUUUCCAGCAGAGGACCAGAGCCAGCAAGAAGAGGGGGUGCAAGAAAGCACUUGAGGAGGACUGAACUGGUGUUGUGAGCUGCUUUUGUGGUGAAAGGCGCCUGCCGAGAUGCGCGAGUACGCGGAGAAGAAGGAGACAUGUGGGACCAUCUGCCUCAAGUAUCUGCUCUUCAUCUUCAACUUCUUUUUCUGGCUGGCUGGUGGCGCUGUGAUGGCAGUGGGCACCUGGACCCUGGCUGAGAAGAGUGACUACAUCAGCCUGCUCUCCUCCAGCACCUAUUCAGCCACUGCUUACAUUCUGGUGGUGGCUGGGGUGGUUGUCAUGGUUACUGGCAUCCUGGGCUGCUGUGCCACCUUCAAAGAGCGUCGCAAUCUGCUGAGAGUGUACUUCAUAUUGCUGCUGUGCAUCUUCCUCCUGGAGAUCAUUGCUGGAAUCCUGGCCUAUAUCUACUACCAGCAGCUGAGCAUGGAGCUGAAGCAGAAUCUGAAGGCCACCAUGACCCAGAAGUACAGGAAGGAGGGAGAGGAGAGCGUUACCAGCGCCGUGGACAAGCUGCAGCAGGAGUUCAAGUGCUGUGGGAGCAACAACUACACGGACUGGGCUGACAGCAAAUGGAUCAGGUCGGCAGAGGCCAGCGGGCGCAAGGUGCCAGACAGCUGCUGCAAGACCAUCACGGACCUGUGCGGCCGCAGGGACCACCCCUCCAACAUCUACAAGGAGAGUGGCUGCAUCACCAAGCUGGAGAACUUCAUUCAGGAGCACCUGAAGAUUAUUGGGGCCGUGGGGAUCAGCAUCGCCUGUGUGCAGAUCUUUGGGAUGAUUUUUACCUGCUGCUUGUACAGGAGUCUAAAAGCAGAGCCCUAUUAAGAGCAGCAGGAGCUCUGUGGCUGCCCCUCCGCCGCUUCCCUUAGCACCUGCCCAGCUGCCCACUCUCCACCACCGCAGCAGUGUCUGUAACCCUCGAGGACUUGGCUCUGCAAUUCCCUGCCUCUCCUUAGCCGCCCCUCUGGAGGAAAGUCCCAGCCUCCUGGUUGUGGGGAGCAGGUCCUCUUCGUUGUCAGUAACCCCAAGAGCUGUGGAUCUCCUGCCAGAAGCUUUAGCAAAGCAGUCCCUUGAUGUAACCACCCAGCAACGUUUAGCCAGGGCCGCUUCUCUUGAGCUGUUGGAGACGUCAGGAUGGCGCAAGAAGACUCCUGGUUUGCUCUCUGAGAAGUGCUUCAGCAGCACCAGGCCUUUGCUGUGAGGACAGAUGAUGCUUCUGCGCUGAGCUGGGGCCAGAGCUGAGUCUCUCAUCCGUGCAAGAUUUGUCUCCCUCUUCCCAAGCAGGCAGCGGUGUCCCAGCGCAGCGCUUCUCCUCCUGAGAGGUCCCUUGGAGCAGGAGCUACUCUCCCUGCUGACUGGAAGCGCAGCUUGGUGCAGUUGAAAUCUUGUCAUGACUCUGAUGGUGCCUUAGGACUUCUCAGCCAUCCUUCCUCCUCUUCCUUGAAGCUUCUCCCCACCACGGUGCCCUUAGAAGCCACCAGAGGCCUUUUUGCCCCCAGCGAUUCUGGAGCCUGAGAUGAUGGACUACUUCCUCAUUCUUUUGGUCCCGUCUGUCCUGUAGAGUGGCCUCCAGCAGGAGAGAGAGGACUUCGGUUUCCUCCUCCCUAUCCCCUGCUGACGUUUGAUGAAGAAGUGCCCUGUGGAGCUGGUGUGUCUUUGGCCCCUUCACUCCUACCUUCUCAGAUCUGCUAGAGGUUGAGAGAGGCUCUCAGCCUGAUUUCUCCAACUCAGCCCUCCAGGCUUGUCCCUUUUGGGCAGGAAAUGAAUCCGUGCAGAGGUUCAGUGAAUCCAUGCAGAUGUUAAGUGAAUCUCUGAAGAGGUUUAAUGAAUCUGUGCAUAUGUUUAAUGAUUCUCUGCACAGGUUUAGUGAAUCCAUGCACAGGUUUAGUGAAUCCAUGCACAGGUUUAGUGAAUCCAUGCACAGGUUUAGUGAAUCUCUGCAGAGGUUUAAUGAAUCUGUGCAGAUGUUUAAUGAAUCCAUGCAGAGGUUUAGUGAAUCUCUGCAGAGGUUUAGUGAAUCUCUGCAGAGGUUUAAUGAAUCUCUGCAGAGGUUUAAUGAAUCUGUGCAGAUGUUUAGUGAAUCCGUGCAGAGGUUUAGUGAAUCUCUGCAGAGGUUUAGUGAAUCUCUGCAGAGGUUUAAUGAAUCUUUGCAGAGGUUUAAUGAAUCUCUUCAGAGGUUUAGUGAAUCCAUGCAGAUGUUUAGUGAAUCCAUGCAGAUGUUUAGUGAAUCCAUGCAGAUGAUUAGUGAAUCUGUGCAGAUGUUUCAUGAAUCUGUACAGACAUUUAAUAAAUCUCUGCAGAUGUUUCCUCAGCCCCCUGAGAGCUCCCGAAUCAGUUUGUGGCUUUAAUGCCACCUGGAAGCCCAUUUACAGGUUGCUGCCCACAGUGUAGUGGCAGAUUGGUAGUGCUGAGUUAAUUGAAUAGGCUUUAAUUAAAUCUUCCCUCUGCUUUGGGGUCCUGGAUACAUACAGGACACAGACAUCACCACUGCCGUGGACCUGGCACCAUCGUGAUGCCAACAGGGUUUGUAUGCCUCUGGUGUUCUUCUCCCCUUCCUGGUGUGCCUGUUACAGUCCUGGAGCAGAAAGAGAUGUGGUGUUCCUGAGCAGUGGACAAAAGCCCUCUCAGAAACAGACUGGAUCCUUCUCCUGCUCUUCUGGUGGUGCCAGUUGAGCCCUGUCCCCUGGCAGCAGACAGCUAACAGGAGCAAAGUCCUCCAGAUCUCUGAAGGGUCUUGCAGCACUUGGUGGGGGGGUUUAGGUCUUACAGAGCAGGAAUCUUGGACUGGUGCUGAAGGGGUGACAAAUGGAAAUUCAGAGCAGGUCAACCUGGAACUGUCCUCCCUCAACAGCAGCCUCAUGAAAUAAUCCUUAACUAAUGCAGAGUGUGAGAGAGAGAGAGGUGGAGGAACCCAUGGGGGGUGGCAUCUGUUCCAGGGCAGAGGGAAAGAGGGGAAAGCAAAAUGAUCUACAGGAGAAAUCCCUGAAUGAUUCCUUGCCUUAUAAUCGAGUUCCUGACACCUAAGUGACUACUAACUGAGAAGAAAAGGUUGAGCAUGUGGCUUGAAGCAAUUAUCUCUAGGUGCCUUCACUCCUGCCCUUCAGACACAUCCCCCAGGGCUGGGAGAGGCCAGGAAGAACACAGAUCCCACCAGAGAGUUGGCUCCUGUCCCAUCAGUUGUUUUAUACUGUUUUGUUCUCUGUGUAAUAAUAUUCAUGGCUUUGUCCUUGGGUUUGGUUGGUUUUUUUUAACCCAGUUUAAGUUGCUGGCCAAUAGAAAAAUAAAGCUGAAGAUUCUGUA